AUGGGUUCGCAGGCCAUCGAGGCGCACCGCGCGGGCGCGGAGGUGUACAGCGGCGCGGCGCUGUGCGCGGAGAAGUCGACGGAGCUGCUGGCGGAGGCGCACCUCCCGCUGGGUCUGCUGCCGCUGGCGGACAUGGAGGAGGUGGGCUACAACCGCGCCACGGGCUUCGUGUGGCUGCGCCAGAAGAAGGCGCUCACGCACACGUUCCGCCAGAUCGGCCGCCAGGUCUCGUACGCCGCCGAGGUCACCGCCUUCGUCGAGGACCGGAGGAUGAAGCGCAUGACCGGGGUCAAGACCAAGGAGCUCCUCAUCUGGGUCACCCUCUCCGACAUGUUCGUCGACAAGGACGACCAGUCCAACAUCACCUUCAAGACGCCCACCGGCCUAGGCAGGACCUUCCCCGUCUCCGCCUUCGCCAAGGAAGGCGCCGCCGACGCCGGCGCUGGCGACGCGGCGGCCAAGCCCAAGGACGCCCCCGCCGCCGCCAACGGUAAUAAGGAGGCCAUCACCGCCGGUAAGGCUGCUGCCAGCAAGUGA
This is a messenger RNA of Miscanthus lutarioriparius, 537 nucleotides long. The record is from the annotation of a GenBank genome assembly. Lineage: Eukaryota; Viridiplantae; Streptophyta; Magnoliopsida; Poales; Poaceae.